Phytophthora nicotianae INRA-310 is the source of this 702-nucleotide messenger RNA. RefSeq lists its product as hypothetical. The transcript has a single exon. The annotation marks the transcript as partial. The record is from RefSeq and is a predicted model, not a curated record. NCBI's taxonomy places the organism in Eukaryota, Oomycota, Peronosporomycetes, Peronosporales, Peronosporaceae.
AUGGCUGAGUCGGUGCUAGACACACCCCGGGGCCGAGAGAUGUUUAACCAGUUCCUCGCGCGGCUGGCACGCCAACCUGCGCCGAGCGAAGAACCGGCUCCGGCUAGGAUGAUGACGGGCGCGACGGCGGACGCCGUAACGCCGACUCCGAGGGCUCGAGAGAGGGACGCGUUCUCCUACGAUGCGUCGAGGCCAUCGCUACCUCUUGUGGGCGAGAUGCAAGGCGAGGUACCGACAGUAACGCCAGCCGGUGCCGCGUUAAACGCGAGGGGAACGACGAGGCACACUCCUACGCGGGUGGGAGAACGCCAGGACGUGGCAAGAACACCGUAUCCAGAGGGUGGCACGCUCAGGAGGCAAGGAGGAACGCCUGCGGGAGCGGCGGAGACGCCGACAAGGAGGGCCGGAACGCCGACGUCGGACUCCGCGUUACAAGAGAUGUUGGUCAACACGUUUAGUCGGGCACUCCAGAGGCUGUCAGACUCGGCUGGAACGCCGACAAGAACGCCACAACCUGCGGAGGCGAGGCCUGUGUCACGCCCUGUGCCAGCAUCCUCGGGGAACGCUUUCGUCGAUCAGACUCGACCGGUUAGUACGCCGAUGCUCGGGUACCAAGGUUCGAUGGCUCCCAGGAUGGCGCUACCGGCGCCGGCCUCGACGCCUGUGGGGAUGCCGAUGGCUGCGAUUCCGUCCUAUGGUGGC